Messenger RNA from Tilletiopsis washingtonensis, 2843 nucleotides. RefSeq names its product Bromodomain-domain-containing protein. Lineage: Eukaryota; Fungi; Basidiomycota; Exobasidiomycetes; Entylomatales. Gene Ontology annotation, cellular component: RSC-type complex. Gene Ontology annotation, biological process: chromatin remodeling. The record is from RefSeq and is a predicted model, not a curated record. Bases 147 to 2822 code for a protein of 891 amino acids. Gene Ontology annotation, molecular function: protein binding. The transcript is spliced from 5 exons.
CAGCCCCUUUGCCGUGCCCUGCCGCCGCCUCUCCUUCCAGCGCUGCAGCUCCGCGUGCCUGCACACAGCUCAUCGCACCUCACGCGUGCACUCGUCACCGUCCCUCAGCGCCGCCUCUCUCAGGCCUUGCCUGGCGUACGCCAGCGAUGCAGCGCUCCUCGCGCGCCGCGGCCGCCGCUGCCGCUGCUGCGUCGAGCAGCAGCGAUGCAGCGAGCGGCAGCGUCGACGGUGCGCGCAAGCGUGCGCGGCCCGACGAGCUGAGCUCCGGCGGCGCCAGUGAGGCAGCCGCCAGCAGCAGCAGCCGCGGCGGCGGCGGCGUGAUUGCGAUCCGCGAGGGCGACGACAAGGCGCGCCCGGCCGAGGAGGUGACGCAGCUGGGCUACGCGCUCCUCGACGUCGUGCUGAACCGCAUUGAUCCCGACGACGAGACGCUCCUGGCGCUGCCCUUUCUCGAGUUGCCCUCCCGCACGCUCUAUCCGGACUACUACACCACCAUCCGGCGGCCCAUGUGUCUGCACGACAUUGAGCGCCGCCUGGAGAAGCGCGCCUACGCCUCGUUUGGCGAGGUGCGCGCCGACUGCGAGACGGUGUGUGGCAAUGCGAAGCGCUUCAAUCUGCGCGACAGUCCCAUCUGGCUCAAGGCCAGGGCUUUGCACGCGGUGGUGAAGGACACAUACGUCGACCUCGUCAAGUUUGGCCGUGCCUCGCCCUCGCUCGGCGGGCCCGAGUCGCCGUCGCAGACGCGCCGCGUGCUCGAGAAGGCGCCGGGCGGCCUGGCGGCGGUGCGCGCUGCCAAUGCAGUGUACGAGUCGGGCGAUGAAGAUGCAGACGCAGAGGGAGAGGAUGACGAGGAGGCCGAGCAGCAGCAGCAGAUCAGCACUGCGGCGCAGAAGAAGGCGCCGUCAUCCCCGGCCGCGGCGCAGCAGCCGGCGUCGGAUCCGAGCAGCAGCCAGAAGAAGCCGUUUGACUUCAAUGCGCCGCGCGGCAAGCUGCUGAAGAAUGUGCUCAAGAGCAUCCUCAAGACGCUGCUGACCGUCAAGGACGAGAACGGCACGCUGCUCUGCGAGUUCUUCCUCGAGCUGCCCUCGCGCGUCGAGUACCCGGACUACUACAAGGUCAUCGAGCAGCCCAUCUCCAUCGAGGAGAUUGAGCAGAAGCUCAACAGCAAAAAGUACCGCAACCCGCAUGCCAUGUUCAGCGAUCUCAGCCUCAUGGUCGACAAUGCGCUGCGGUACAAUGAGGAUGGCAGUCCGGUGCACACGGACGCGGUGAACCUCAGGAAAUACAUCGAGACGGGCGCCGUGCCCGCACUUCUGCGCGACGGCUUCACGCUGGAUCCCAACGACGUGCGGCAGUCGGCCAUCCCGCCGGACCGUGCCGCUGCGCCGGCCAAGGAGGGCGCGGCGGCUGCGGCGACAUCUGCCAGUCCUGCGCCCGAGCCGAGCAAGAUGAAAAUCAGGCUGACGCGCAAGAGCACCGUGCCGGACCUCGCCGCGCCAUCACCGGCGGCGGCGCCUGCCUCGUCGCCGCCAAUCCCAGCGGCACAUCUCAGCAUGCCGCCGCCGGCCAGCACCUCGCUGCGUCCCUCUGCCAGCCCACGCAUGUCGAUGCGGCCCUCUGCCAGUCCGGCGCACUCACCCGCGCCCAUGAGCGCGCAGCCGCAGCACCGCCUCUCCUCCGCCGGCGCCGCUUCGCCGCCGCAGAUCCACAUGGCAGGCGCACCCAUGCAGCCGCAGCAGGCGCAGCAGAUGCAUCCCAUGCCGUCGCCGCAGCAGCAGCAGCAACAGCAGCAGCACCAGCAGCAGCACCCGCAGCAGCAGCAUGCAGCGAUGGCAUGGCAGGCCUCGCAGGGUGCGGGCUACUUCGCAGGCGAGCAGAGCCGCAUGCAGAUUCCGCCCUUUCGCCCCAACGGCGCACCGGUCACGCCUGCGCCGCGACAGCCGGUGCCUGCAGGCGCGCCGCAGGGCAACUAUGCUGCGUACCCUCGGCCCCCUCCGCAGCAGAUGCCGUACGCGCACUCGCCCGUGCCCGGCGCAUCGCCGUCGAUGCCGUACGCGCAGCUGCCGCAGCAGCAGGCGCCGUUCAAUCCAGCAUACGCCUCGCCGCGGCUGCAGUCUGCCCGACCGCCCGUGCCGCCGCAGCCACAAGCCAGCGCGCAGCCCAGCCGAGCGCCAUCAGCCAGCCCGCUCCCCGGCGGCGCUCGGCCGCCGUCGUUCAACGGCGCAGGCUUCGCUACGCCGGCCGGCAUGCAGCAGCACCCCGCGCGCCCACCCGGCCCACGCCGCCUCGUCGGUGCGCCGCCGAAUCCUCUGCGUCCGGCGCUCGUCGACGGCAAGCGCGCAGCACCGAGCGUGGCGAGUCUGACGCUCGAGGCUGGCACACGGCGCUGGCGCCUCGACAACCGCGAGACGUGCGCGCACGCACUGCUGCUGCCCGCCGGCUGCACGCAGGUGCGUCUGCGCUUCCGCACAAGCCCACCACAGGCCUCCAACGGAGAGACGAGCGCGCGCACGCCAACGGUGUUGCUCAACGCGCGCGUCGUGCAGGAACGCUCGCGGCGCGCCAAGGAGCGUGCAGACUCGGAGGAGGAGGACAGCGACGUCGAGCCGAUGGACGUCGAUGAGGCGGACGCUGAUGGCGAGACGGACGCGGAGGGCGAGCCGGACCCGGAUGAGGAGAUCCUCCUUGCGCCGCGCGCCGCCGUGAAGGCCAAGGACAGCUCGUAUCGCUUGCAGCUCCGGCGCGGACAGAACGUGCUCGAGCUGCUGGUACCUACGGGCGGCGCGGAGGAGCGCUGUCGCGUGUUCCUGACGCGGCCGUAAUGGAAUACCUGACACCUGACG